Molecule: messenger RNA, 775 nt
Organism: Sesamum indicum (sesame)
Lineage: Eukaryota; Viridiplantae; Streptophyta; Magnoliopsida; Lamiales; Pedaliaceae
Product: adenylylsulfatase HINT1
Molecular function (GO): catalytic activity
Source: RefSeq, a predicted model, not a curated record
UUACGGGCCUGGUAGAAACAACUGGAAAGUGGAAACCUCAAACAGCACAGCCGACUGCUAGUAAUCAUUUGUUCUGUUAACACAAGUCCUCUGGACGGCUAUGGCUUCCGAGAAAGAUGCUGCUCUUGCUGCUGUGCCCUCUGGUUCUCCCACCAUAUUUGACAAGAUUAUCAACAAGGAAAUACCAGCCAACAUCGUGUACGAGGAUGACAAGGUGCUUGCUUUCAGGGACAUAGCGCCCCAAGCCCCUGUACACGUCGUCAUUAUUCCUAAAGUGACAGAUGGCUUAACUGGAAUUUCCAAGGCUGAAGAGAAACACACUGAGAUUCUUGGCCGUCUUCUUUACACGUCAAAACUUGUUGCCAAACAAGAAGGCCUCGAGGACGGCUUUAGGCUUGUGAUUAAUGACGGGCCAAAAGGAUGCCAAUCUGUCUAUCACCUUCACAUUCACCUGCUCGGGGGACGCCAAAUGAACUGGCCGCCUGGCUGAGCUGCUUAUCUCAUAGAUAUGCAUGGAAAGCUCUUACAUUCACUAUGCCAAACUAGGGACGCUGUUAACUGCUUUGUCUGAUUCUGUUCUUUGAUGUUAAUUUAAAUUAAAACGAAGAGUGUGUGCAAACAACAAUUUGUAGAGAUCAGUUGAUCCAUGCCAUUUGGUAUUUCUAUCAUUGGGUGCAUGUAAGAAUUACCUCUGACUGCGGAGUUUUGACUGUUGCACGUACUUUCUGAAGUUUGCAUUAUCAGAAUCAAGAAAUCUACAACAGUGUUUUCAGAA